Messenger RNA from Suillus subalutaceus, 2041 nucleotides. Its product is annotated as amino acid transporter. The record is from RefSeq and is a predicted model, not a curated record. Gene Ontology annotation, molecular function: L-amino acid transmembrane transporter activity. Lineage: Eukaryota; Fungi; Basidiomycota; Agaricomycetes; Boletales; Suillaceae. The coding region runs from base 353 to 2041 and encodes 562 amino acids. The transcript has 18 exons. Gene Ontology annotation, biological process: amino acid transmembrane transport. Gene Ontology annotation, cellular component: membrane.
AGAAAUAAAACGGGACCGUCGGAAUUGCGAUGUUCCGGUGAGAUACCAUGGGUAUGUCACAACGUCCUGUAGAACGCGGGAGUUGAAAGUUCGUUCUUGCCCACUCAUGUUUUGGGACUGGCCUAGCUGCAUUGAAACGGCUGUAAGUUUCAAAGAGCAAAAACAACCUACGGAACACUCGAAACUUAAUAACGAGCUUGUUCCAAUUUCAAGCCUCGCCUGGUGCGCUGAGCGCUCGCCACAUGGUCCGUCUUGGCGACAUGCAGAUACCUUAUUGCGCCAUCAUCAAGCGCUUUAUCUCCCUUUGAAACGAUAAUACCAUUUGUUCAUAUCUCCCACUCCAUCUACAGGAAUGUCCUGGUGGUCGCGGCUAAGCAAGCGGCAGAAAGAGAACCAGGACGACCGCGCUUCUGAAUCACAGCUCAGCGAAAAGGAUCAGAGGAUUCAGAAGGAACCGAACAAUGAUACUGACCUGAAUCCUGGAGGGUUGACCUUUGAAGAAGAUACCGCUGGAGGCUUGGGUCGUCACCUUGGUGUAACUUCUUGCACUCUCCUUAUCGUUGGGCGGAUAAUCGGCACCGGUAUAUUCUCAACACCGUCCUCCAUCCUCUCCGGCGUGGGCUCAGUCGGUGCCUCCCUCAUGCUAUGGGUCCUUGGUUUCUUGCUUAGCUUCUGUGGCCUCUUCAUAUGGCUCGAGUUCGGCACCAUGUUCCCUCGCAGUGGUGGAGAGAAGGUAUACCUUGAAGCCGUUUACAGAAAGCCCAAGUACCCUCGCCACCGUAGUAUUUGCUGCCAACGCUAUAUUACUUGGAUUCACUGCGAGCGGUUGUAUUGUCAGUCAUCUCUUGUCUUGGAUGGAUAUCCGGUGCUAAAACUUAAUUGCUUCAUCAAGGUUUUUGCUAGCAAUAUCUUGGUUGCUGCUGAACAAACCGCAGGUCGCUGGAAUGAGCGUGGAAUUGCACUCGGAGUUAUCUUUUUCGUAACCCUUCUGCAUGGAUUGACCCCCAAGACCGGCGUGCUAAUCAUGAAUUUGCUAUCGAUAUUCAAGAUCGUAAUUCUGCUAUUCGUCGUGGUCACAGGCUGGGUAGUUCUUUCUGGAAAAACCCGCGUGACAGAUCCACACUAUAAUUUCAGAAACGCGUUCGCAGGGAGCUCCACGAGUAGCUAUGAAUAUGCUACCGCCACUUUCAAAGUCCUGAACGCAUAUGCGGGAUGGUCCAACGUGAACUACGUGAUGAAUAAUGUCCGUAAUCCAGUGAGGACGCUCAAGAUCGCAGGCCCGCUCGGUCUUGGUAUAUGCGCCAUUUUGUACUUGCUUGCAAAUGUGGCUUAUUUCUCAGCUGCAACCAAGACGGAGAUCGAUAACUCUGGUGUUACUGUCGCUGCUUUGUUUUUCGGGAAUGUCUUUGGUUCUGUUGCGGAGCGUGCGCUAGCGGUUUUCAUUGCUCUCAGUGCUCUUGGAAAUGUUAUUACUAUAACUUUUGCUGCCUCACGAGUAAACCAAGAACUCGCAAAGGAAGGGAUACCCUUACCAUUCGGAAACAAAUUCUGGGCUUCAAAUUGGCCCACAGGGAAGUCCCCACUUCCGGGAUUGAUCAUCCACUUGAUACCCUCAGUCAUCGUCAUCAUCGCGCCUCCCCCAAACAUUGCUUACCCCUUCAUUUUGGACGUGGAAGGAUACCCACAGCAGAUUAUUAAUCUCUUUAUUGUCAUCGGUCUGUUCUAUCUGAGAUGGAAGAAGCCAAAUGUUGUUCGACCAUUCAAAGUAUGGUGGCCUCUCGCUGUAUUCUUCUUGGCUGCUGCUGUCUUCCUACUCGUCGCUCCCUUCCUGAGACCACCCGGCGGCAUUGGCGACACCCCACCACUACCAUAUUACCUGUAUUGUCUCGUCGGAAUCGCCAUCAUGUUCGCAGGUGUGUUGUACUGGGCUGCAUGGCGAGUCAUACUGCCCAAGGUAUUUGGUUAUGAGUUUGUACCGAGGAAGGAGAGGUUGGACGAUGGAACUGUUGUCACUGUAUUCUCGAAUAAGAAGGUACAGUGA